This is a messenger RNA of Myotis lucifugus (little brown bat), 1304 nucleotides long. Its product is annotated as phosphorylase b kinase regulatory subunit beta-like. Lineage: Eukaryota; Metazoa; Chordata; Mammalia; Chiroptera; Vespertilionidae. The record is from RefSeq and is a predicted model, not a curated record. The annotation marks the transcript as partial. Gene Ontology annotation, cellular component: phosphorylase kinase complex. Gene Ontology annotation, molecular function: calmodulin binding. The transcript is spliced from 4 exons. Gene Ontology annotation, biological process: glycogen metabolic process.
GCUGGGGAUUUUCUCCUUUCCUGCGAGCUUUUCCCUCUGAAAUAUUCAGUCACCUCGAACACGGGCUGGAGUCUGCAUCGCGGGCGGUCCCGGCUCCCAGCGCUCCCCUCUCGGAGGGCUGGUCCAUGCUGGACCGGGCUUCCUGCCAGGGCGCGCUGGCGUCUCCGCUCUGAGGCCUUCUCCUCUGGUUGCAGGUCUUGGCUGAACAGGCGUCAGAUCAACGGGUCUCUGAACAGAACGCCCGCCGGCUUCUACGACCGCGUGUGGCAGAUCCUGGAGCGCACGCCCAACGGCAUCAUUGUCGCGGGGAAGCACCUGCCGCAGCAACCGACCCUGUCGGACAUGACCAUGUACGAGAUGAACUUCUCGCUCCUCGUGGAAGACAUGCUGGGCAACAUCGACCAGCCCAAGUACCGGCAGCUCAUCGUGGAGCUGCUGAUGGUCGUGUCCGUUGUCCUGGAAAGGAACCCCGAGCUCGAGUUUCAGGACAAAGUCGACCUGGACAAACUGGUGAAAGAAGCGUUUCAGGAAUUUCAGAAAGACGAGAGUCAACUCAAGGACGUUGAAAAUCAAGACGACAUGACUUCCUUUUACAACACGCCCCCGCUGGGCCGGCGCGGGACCUGCAGCUACCUGACCAAGGUGGUGAUGAACCUGCUGCUGGCGGGCGAGGUCAAGCCGGGCGGCGAGGACCCUUGUCUGGUCAGCUAGUGAGGAGGCGCGGGGGGCCCUGGGGACACGCGUUCGAGGAGCGGGUUACGUUCUGCCUGGACGUGGAGUCCAGGCGGCCACUACCGAGUGCACUGACCCCACUAGGGCGGCGCUGCCCGCCUCCCACAGGGACUGGGCCUCUGGCUGCCACCGCCAAGCGAAUGGUAGGACAUGCUGUCAGGCAAGCGAGAAAGUCCUCGUGGUCAUGCCAGCUGGCUGUGACCUUUACUGAACAGUAGGAAUAGUAGACGAUGGCAGGGUCACCACUGCAUGUUCUGUGAUCAGUUGCUCAUCAGAAGUGAUCAUCGCUUCCCACUUGCUCCACUGAAGUGCAUGUGCCACGCGGCGCGCUGGGAGGAACGCGGCUGGAGCGGCGCUGUUCAGGGCGUGUCACGCUGCCGGGAUUCAAAUGCACCGUCAAGCGCGUCGGCCAGCUGACGUCUUGAUGUUCGGAAGCUGUAGUAUUGGUAACAUUGUAGGAUACAGAGCUGCUCUACAGUUUUUACCUUGGAAACGUGACGAUGGUUUUGUAUUUGUCGCAACUGUAGCGGUUGGACUAAAAUACAGUAAUAAAUCUGAUCAAACGUGUGUAA